Molecule: messenger RNA, 945 nt
Organism: Epinephelus fuscoguttatus (brown-marbled grouper)
Lineage: Eukaryota; Metazoa; Chordata; Actinopteri; Perciformes; Serranidae
Gene: tmem130
Product: transmembrane protein 130
Exons: 8
Coding region: 1-945 (314 amino acids)
Source: RefSeq, a predicted model, not a curated record
AUGGACAGAGGAAAUGUCACAUGGAUCUUGAUGUUCCUUCUCCUGGUCAUCCUGGGUGUGGCCGAGACAACAGACCCUUUGACAGAAUUAGAAAAUAUCGCUGGGAAGUUGGUUUUCUAUCAGAUGGAAGGAAAUGCCACGUAUGUGCGGGACACAGGAGAACUGGCUUCAGAUGUUCCCACUGAGACCAUGUUUCAACUCUUUGAUCCCCAGAAGGAUUUCAGCAAGGCAAAGUUCACCUAUACGUGGGACUUAGGGAAUGGAGAGGUGAUCCAUGGGACUGAGCCAGUUGUCCGCUAUCAUUACUCAGCAUCAGGGAACUACACACUGCGGCUUAAAGUAGGAGUGAAUGUGACCAAAUCUGCACCUCCAAUCACUGACGUCUACUCCACGGAUGUCCAAGUGCUCGAUGCCAUUAAAAACAUCGAGCUGAAGGGGCCGUCAGAUUAUGAGGUGUCUCAGAACACCACUUUGGCUUUUCAUGUUGAUGGAAGUCCUCCUUUGUGGGUGUGCUGGCGUUUCCUGCCCGACUGUGUUCCAGACACGACGGGGAGCUGCACGCUGACCAGGCUGUAUGGAAACAUCCUACGACUGAACCACACCUUCACCUCAACCGGCAUUCACUGCUUGGAAAUCAACGUCCGCAAUGACAUCAGCAAGCUGCAGACCUCCUUCAGCCUUUAUGUCAGGAGGAGCAGUAACACCCACAUGUUCUUCAUCCUGUCAUGCGCUGCCAUUCUUGUUGCAACCUUCUCCUUUAUCACAGUCAUCGCCUGCCACCCUCGUCAUCACAACAGAUCACAGGUUGUCACUUCCAGUAACGCUUUAUUCCUGAAGAAACAAGACUCUGAAGGUCAAAGCAAGAUUCUUCUUAACUUUUCCAACCUGGAGAGAGGAGAGAAGGAGCCACUCCUCAUGCAGUAUGGGUCUCAAUACUCCUCUUAA